GAGAGAGAGGACGAGCACUGAGUGGAGAGCAUAGAUUUUCAUCCAAAUCUGUAUCUGUGCCGUUUUAAUCCUCAGACGCAGCUCUGCAACCCGCAGAUUGUGCGCGCGUGGGAAAACCUUUCCAAACGCGUGGUUUUUUGCAGUUCGUAUAUAUAUGUGUAAAUAUAUACAUUUUUCCUGUCUUGUCUUCGGUGGAAGUUCAUGCUGUUCUCGCACCGUCUGAGUGUUUAAUCGUUUUUCGUGCUCUCCUUGCGCUCGCCCUCGCGUGUGAAUUCCAGCAUGAGCGGCUCGCGGGGAGCGCGCGGCUCCGCGCCUUCGAAAUGGUGGGGGUUGCGCAGCCGAGCCAUGGACAGCAGCUAAACGCAGAUGGAGUUUGGGAUUUAUUGCAAAAUACGGGAAAGAUGACCGUCUUCUCUUUGUGUUUCCUCUUGUGCGCCGACCUGCUGGACUUAGCCGUGGGUUAUUUGACAGUGACCAUUGAGCAGCACCCCCCUGUGGUUGUGGGAGAGACAGCAACACUCAAGUGCAACUUCAAGACUGACGGCCGGCUGCGAGAAAUCGUCUGGUUUCGGGUUAUGGAAGGAGGCACAAAUAAGCAAAAAAUCUUCACAUAUGAUGCUAUGUUUAAUACCAAUUACUCUCAUAUGGAGGACUACCGGCGGCGCGAGGAUCUUGUGUACCAGUCAACGGUCCGGCUCCCGGAGGUGCGGAUUACAGACAAUGGGCUGUACGAAUGCCAUGUGGGCAUCUACGACCGGGCCACUAGGGAGAAGGUGGUCCUGGCGUCGGGGAACACUUAUCUCACUGUGUACGCGCCUCCUCAUUCCAUCUCCUUGGUGGCGGCGGACACCCCAGCACCAUUCAGUCGCUACCAGGUCCAGAACUUCACCCUGGUGUGCAAUGUGUCUGGAGGCAAACCUGCUCCAGUGGUGUACUUCAAACGUGAUGGAGAGCCAAUUGAGAUAUUUCACUACACCCAGCCCACUGCCGGCAGCGACGGGAGAGGCACAGCAGGCAUGCGGGGUGCCCGACCUCUGAUCAGCCGGGAUCUGGACGACACUAAACUCCAGAAAUCGCUGUCGCUCCUGGACCACAAUGGCAAGCCGGCCCGGCUGUACACGGAGAGCCCGGGGCGCAGCUACACCCCCGGCGUGCCCGGCUUUGAGGCCAGUCCGGCCACGGAAGUGAUCCCGGAGACAGUGGUGAGCCGCGAGUUCCCGCGCUGGGUCCAGAGCUCCGACCCGCUGUACUACUUCACGUCCAGGCAGGUCCCCCAGAGCGACGGCUCCGUGGAGGUACAGGCCCGCAUCACGUGGGCCCUCAACCCCCAAAUGGACAACGACGCCUUGUUCAGCUGCGAGGUCAAACAUCCUGCGCUGUCAAUGCCCAUGGUCAUGGAGGUCACGCUAGCGGCCCCCAAGGGCCCCAAGCUGCUGAUGACCCCAGCUCGGGCAAAGGUAGGGGACACGGUUCGCAUCACCGUCCAAGGAUUCCAGGUAGGAUCUCCUGGGAACGAGGUGUUCCCUGAGCCCUUGUUCACCUGGACACGUGUGGGCGGCCGCCUGCUGGACGGCAGUGACAAGCGAGACGGGAAGGAGCUCAUUCUGGAGCGGGUGCCGGCUGAGCUCAACGGUUCCAUGUACCGCUGCACAGCCCAGAAUCCUUUGGGCUCCACGGACACCCACACCCGUCUUAUCGUCUUUGAGAACCCAAGCAUGAUGAAAAAUACUCAGAACCAGAACAAUGCAGCCUCUUGUGCAGACGUGCUGGGACUGACAGUGAUGGCGCUGAUCUUCACAGUGACGGUGGAGCUGACGUGAGUCCCCAGUCCAAGGCCACUUCCCAACCCCCUCCAGCCGUCAUCAGAUGCCCAUCCCCCUCCGGUAAACACAGCCAGCCCUUAUCACCUGACCGCCCAUCCGUCUGCCAGGAAGCAGCACCUUCACCAGACGGCGUUACACUUCCUUUUUUGUAAAAAAAAAAAAAAAAGAGAAAAAAAAAAACAGAAUA
Scleropages formosus (Asian bonytongue) is the source of this 2010-nucleotide messenger RNA. It is a transcript of the gene igsf21a, whose product is annotated as immunoglobin superfamily, member 21a. Gene Ontology annotation, biological process: homophilic cell-cell adhesion; heterophilic cell-cell adhesion. Lineage: Eukaryota; Metazoa; Chordata; Actinopteri; Osteoglossiformes; Osteoglossidae. Bases 321 to 1820 code for a protein of 499 amino acids. The record is from RefSeq and is a predicted model, not a curated record. Gene Ontology annotation, cellular component: adherens junction. The transcript is spliced from 10 exons.